CUCCGCGCUAAGGUAACGUGGUCGCUCCGUGUGUUUGAGGCUCACCUCUAAACCUUUACUUUACGGCCCAUUUUUGGUACUUCGCUAUUAUAAAUUCGCCAUGUCUUCUCACCUGCAGUGGAUGGUUAUUCGUAACUGCUCCAGCUUCCUCAUCAAGAGGAACGGACAGACCUACAGCACCGAGCCAAACAACCUGAAGUCCAAGAACUCGUUCCGCUUCAAUGGCCUGGUGCACAGGAAGACUGUGGGUGUGCAGCCGGCUGCUGACGGCAAAGGAAUCAUGGUUGUCCUGAAGAAGCGUGCAGGUCAACGCAAGCCUGUCAGCACAUACGAGAAGAUCACCAUUAACAAGAACUCCCGUGCCACCCUGAGCAGUGUCAGGCACAUCAUCGGCAAGAACAACUACAGGAGAGACCUUCGCAUGGUGAGCGACUCCACACUUGGCCAAUAUUAGGAUAUGGGUGGUCCU
Molecule: messenger RNA, 469 nt
Organism: Gadus chalcogrammus (walleye pollock)
Lineage: Eukaryota; Metazoa; Chordata; Actinopteri; Gadiformes; Gadidae
Product: 60S ribosomal protein L28-like
Exons: 4
Coding region: 101-454 (117 amino acids)
Biological process (GO): translation
Cellular component (GO): ribosome; cytosolic large ribosomal subunit
Molecular function (GO): structural constituent of ribosome
Source: RefSeq, a predicted model, not a curated record